AUGGAUCCACCGGUGGUUAGUAUAAGUACGGAAAGGUUUAUGCGGAUUUGGGAGGUAUUUCAAGAGGGGGCUAAUUGUAUUGCUAAUGGGCAGCCAUGUAGUGGUAUGGGUAUGUAUACGGCUGUCUUUCAGAUUGUAGCGAGUGGGGAGGCGGCUUUUGCGGUGCGGUUGCAUUGGUGUAUAGGCAAGUACUUCUUUGCCUUGGCGGUUAAGCUUAGGGCGGGGAUUGAAGGUAGGGAGUGGGUUAAGGCGUAUGCGGAAGCAUUUGUGCGCUAUGAGCAGGUGGUGGAGUUAAUUGAUGGAGUAUGUGGGCACUUGAAUGCGGCUGUACGGGAGAAUAGGGAGUGUAGACGGGUGCGGGAGUUAGGGUAUGUUAUUUGGGAGCGGAUUGUGUUGCGGCAGAGGUACGAGCAGAACUUGCCGGCUUUGCAUGAAUCUUUGCCCGAUUAUCGUGAGUGGGUGGAAGUUUGUUUGCGGUCUUUGCGGAAGAUAGUGACUAAUAAUGGUGACGUAUUGGAGUACUACCGGAACAAUUAUGAGACUGGGCUGGUGAAUCGGGCGGUGGCUGAGUUUAGGCGGCGAGUGGGAGCUUAUACGGGUAAGGAUAUCUUUGGGCAUUUACAGCGGUGUAGUGUGGCCAUUAGGAGUAUAGUAGCGGAGUACCGGGAGUUGUUCUUGCCGGUUUCAGUGAGUUUGUUGGAGACGGAGUUGGAGAAAGCUAUUUUUACUGGGAAGGUAAGUGAGUUACGGGCGGAGAUUGAUCGGGUGCUGCAAGGGAAAGAUCGGGAGGAGAUUGCGGCUUUAUGCCGGGCGGUCGAACCUUUGGAGAAACAGAUUUUAGCGGUUUUCCUGGAUAGUGCUCGGGUCUUUGCUCGGGCGCAAUGGCCGGUUGAGUUUGACUGUGCGGCGAUUGCCCGGGUGUAUUCUGAGACGGCGGAGUUACUGGCGCCGACUGGGUCUCUGAAAAUACUGGGGAUUUUAGAGGAGACUUUGGCCCAACGCCUGGACCGGGCUGGAGUAGGAUUGUUGCUUUCGGAGUACUUGGCCGUGGUAAUUAGUCGGGGGAGACGGGUGGAGGUAGAAUUGUUUGCUGUGCUGCUACGGUGUAUUCCGGCGGGUGAGGAGAAAAGUAUCUUUUACCAGUCGUAUAUGAAGAAGCUGAUGGAUCGGUUGUUGCACUUACGGUUUGAUCCGAUGAUGGAACGGGCGGCGGUUGAAGCUUUACAACUGCCUUGGGCUUUACGACGGAAAGUUGGGAAGAUCUUUGAUGAUAUCGUGCGGAGUACUAAGGACAACGAAGUGUUCUGGCAGAGUUACAACCAGACGACAGCGGCAUUGCCUAAUGAGCCUUUUUUCUAUGCGAUUGUGACGACAGCAUGUAUGUGGCCGGUGGCUGAGACGGAAAUGCAAGUGGCAGCUAUUCCUGGGAGUUUAGUAGAGAUGGUGGCUGCCUUUGAGAAGGCUUACUUGGCCCAGCAUAAGAGAAGGAAACUUAGUUGGGCUAGUCGGCUUUCUUGGGUGGAGAUUGAGCUGAGUACGGAUAAGGUUUAUACGGUGGAAAUGCCGGUGUUGCACUAUGCUCUGUUGGAGAAGAUAGUGGAGGCUCCGUUGAGUAUUGAUGAUGCAGCGGCUUGGCUAAGUGUGAGUACGAUGCAGGCUCGGGCUGUACUAGAAAGCUUGCGCGGUUUAGAUAUUCUAAGUCGGGUGGAUGAGACGUAUGCCUUCAAUUCGGACUUUAGUUCGGCUCAGACUCAGCUUGUGGUGGCUGUUGAUGACGUAGCUGCGAAGCGUAUGGGCAAUCGGAAGUUGUACUACCAGGCGCUCAUUACUAGGCAGUUGAAAGCUCUUGGAAAGUGUGACACGAGUAAGCUGCAAGAGAUUAUUCAAGCGACCCAUACACCGGUCUUUAAUUGGAACCCUAUGGAUUACAAUGAAGCUUUUCAAAGUCUACAGGAAAGGGCUUUACUAGAGGUAGAAGGUGAUUUAACUCUUUAUUUGCCCUAA
Molecule: messenger RNA, 2004 nt
Organism: Nematocida homosporus
Lineage: Eukaryota; Fungi; Microsporidia
Product: cullin 2
Exons: 1
Coding region: 1-2004 (667 amino acids)
Biological process (GO): ubiquitin-dependent protein catabolic process; protein ubiquitination
Cellular component (GO): cullin-RING ubiquitin ligase complex
Molecular function (GO): ubiquitin protein ligase binding
Source: RefSeq, a predicted model, not a curated record